Messenger RNA from Mauremys mutica (yellowpond turtle), 2105 nucleotides. It is a transcript of the gene CDC42, whose product is annotated as cell division cycle 42. Lineage: Eukaryota; Metazoa; Chordata; Testudines; Geoemydidae. Gene Ontology annotation, biological process: modification of synaptic structure; small GTPase-mediated signal transduction. The transcript is spliced from 6 exons. Gene Ontology annotation, molecular function: GTPase activity; GTP binding. Gene Ontology annotation, cellular component: dendritic spine. The record is from RefSeq and is a predicted model, not a curated record. The coding region runs from base 179 to 754 and encodes 191 amino acids.
UCCGCUACUCAGCGGACCCAACCUACAGCCUUUCUUGUGCCAGCCUCCCCCGUACGUGCGCGGUGACGUAGCGUGCGUGCCCCUGCUCCUGAGCGCAGGAGAACCCGCACAGAGCUGCCAACGCCCGGCGGAGAUUCUGAGAUUCAUAUUGGAUUUGAUAUACUAACGGACUUCAGCUAUGCAGACAAUUAAAUGUGUGGUUGUGGGUGAUGGUGCUGUUGGUAAAACAUGUCUCUUAAUUUCUUACACAACAAACAAAUUCCCAUCGGAAUAUGUACCAACGGUGUUUGAUAACUAUGCUGUAACAGUGAUGAUUGGUGGGGAGCCAUAUACCCUAGGCUUAUUUGAUACUGCAGGACAGGAAGAUUAUGACAGAUUACGACCCCUCAGCUAUCCACAGACAGAUGUGUUUCUGGUUUGUUUUUCAGUGGUCUCUCCCUCUUCGUUUGAAAAUGUGAAAGAAAAGUGGGUACCUGAAAUUACUCACCAUUGUCCAAAAACCCCUUUUCUGCUUGUUGGGACCCAAAUUGAUCUCAGAGAUGACCCCUCAACAAUUGAGAAGCUUGCCAAGAACAAGCAGAAGCCCAUAACUCCAGAGACUGCUGAAAAACUGGCCCGGGACCUGAAGGCUGUCAAAUAUGUAGAGUGUUCUGCACUUACACAGAAAGGCCUAAAGAAUGUAUUUGACGAGGCGAUAUUGGCUGCCCUGGAGCCUCCGGAGCCGAAGAAGAGUCGCAGGUGUGUGCUGCUAUGAGCGUCCCUCCACAGCCCCUCUGCAAAGCUGAUGUUUGAUGUCAUACUAAAAGCAAUGUUUAAAUCAAACUAAAGAUACAAAUUUUAAAAUUUGUUUUUGCAAUAAUGACAAAUGCCCUGCACUCCCAUCUCCCCCACACUCUCCCUGUGUGAGUUGAGAAUGUUAGUGUUCAUUCCCAGUGCCCUUCCCAAUUCAGUUACAGACUAGUUAAUUUUGAGUAAUUACGUAUUAUCAGAAAAUACUGAUCAGUACUAGUUUUUUAUUUUGUUUACUGUUUCUAAUUUUUGUUUAAAAUCCAGGCAUGCUUGUGAUGACUUUCUCUGUAACAGACUAAUUCUGGGCUGUGUUACUGAAAUCUUGUCUCAAGCUGGCAAGACUCUGAUUCAUUGAUCUUCUGGGGCUAUAUUGUGUAAUCAGCAGGCAGCCUGGGUAUGAGCAUGUUUGUGACUCAGUUUUGAGGACUGAAACUAAGAUGUCCCCAGCUGGUGCUCCUUCUCUAAAAGUUGCCUUGUUAUCUCUCUCCCUCACUUUUCUCUGAGCAGGUCAGAAAUUCCUACCCUGUCCUUUUAAGUUAUGAAACCUUUGAAACGGGAGGUGAAUUGUUCCUUUCUCUGUGGAUGCACCAUCAACUUGUAUUUAAGAAAAUUAGUUUAUUAUUGGCAGUGGAGGUGAGGAAUGGGUCACUUUUUUUUCCCUCACACGACAUUACAGGCUUUAAUCAAAUGUGAAGAAAUAACUGCACAUUUUUAAGCACACCCAACUUACAGUUGGUUUUUAACAAGGAAAAACAAACGCCCAAAACCCACAUACUCCUCUCAAUCACUGAAUUGCUUGGUACGGGCAGGCUUACAAAUUACCAGUGUGGUGUUGCUAGGACACUUCUAAAGAGCCUGGGAUGUAUUAAGGUGAGUUGGGGAAGUGGUGCUGGUGGGUGCAUAUCCUACAGAACAGUUCAGCAUCCUUUUAGGAGGAGUGGAAAAAUAGACCUGCUUCAGUAGGAAAGAACUGCAGGGGAGGGAUGUCUAGUGUUUGGUGUGGCACCAUAUGGACCAGUUAAGGGAAUCCCCUUUAUCUGCAUUGUGCAUGUUAGUAACCCUAAAGCCUGUAAGAUGGGUUCCAGUCUAAUAAGGAUCAUGUAUGAGAUCUUUAGACUCCAGUGUUAAUAGGGAUUUUACCAAAACUAUAUUUUGGCUUGCAGAUUCAAAUUUUUUUAGUACAUGGGGAAUUCUUUCAGUCUUCCCAAAUUCCUAAUUCUUGUAGACUCAUUAAUGUUGAACCAAUGCUUUUUCAUGUCUAAGUUCUUUGUAUAUGCAUUCUUUUCAGAUGUAUUAAACAUAAAAUAUCUUCACAA